CUGCAUUUCGUUUUUCAGGACAUUUCAUUCGAGGCUCUAAAUGCAUUGGUGAAUUUCGUUUAUACUAGCGAAAUCUCCAUUAAUAGCGACAACGUACAAAGUUUGCUGUUUGCAGCGUCCAUAUUGCAGAUGGAUUCCGUCUGUUAUGCAUGUCAACGAUUCAUGACUCAGUUACUAACAACGAAAAAUUGCCUUUUAAUCCGGCAAUUUGCCGAACAACACAACUGCGUCGAUUUGUUGAACAGUUCUGAUGACUUCGCAGUAGAUCACUUCAUUGUGAAACUCGACGAAUUCAAGCAGAUCGCAUUUCCACAUUUACGAGAUUUGAUAAGGAGGAGCGAUUUGAAAAUCACCAGUGAAGAACAGGUUUUCGAGACAGUAAUUGAAUGGGUCGAAGCAAAUCCAUGUGAUCGUAAGCAUUACCUGCCCGAAUUGUUGUCUUUGGUCCGCCUACCCCAGCUGAAUAUGCAGUAUUUGGUGGAAAACGUACGGCAAAAUAAACUGAUCAAGUCAAUACCACGACCUUUAUCGCCAUCGUCUCAAGCUUUACGUAGUAGGCCAAGGAAGAGUGUAGCUGGAGUGAUUUUCUGUGCUGGUGGUCGAGGCACCGGUGGUGAUCCAUUCCGAUCAGUGGAGGCGUUCGAUUGUCGGUUGAAUCGUUGGAUUUCCAUAUGCGAAAUGACCCAGCAACGGCGACAUGUGGGCGUGGUCAGUGCUCUCGGGAAACUGUUCGCAAUUGGCGGACAUGAUGGCAUGCAGCAUUUGGCAUCGGCUGAAAUGUUCGAUCCAAGAGAAGGGGUCGGAUGGCGCCGAAUGGCACCUAUGCGCACCUGCCGUCGAGGAAUCGCUGCAGCAGCUCUUGAUGGGGCUAUCUAUGCUGUGGGUGGAUUGGAUGACACCACAUGCUUCAGUACGGUGGAGCGAUAUGACAUCGAAUCAAACACUUGGUCCGACGUAGCUCCGAUGAACAUACGGCGAGGUGGAGUCGGUGUGAGUGCCCUCGGUAAAUUCUUAUUCGCUGUUGGAGGCAAUGAUGGCUCAUCGUCCCUGGAUUCCUGUGAACGUUAUGAUCCUGUGCUUGACAAAUGGAAAUUGGUUGCCAAAAUGACAAAUCGAAGAGCUGGAGCGGGUGUAUGCGUAUUGGAUGGCGCUCUCUAUGCGCUAGGCGGUUUUGACGACAAUUCCCCUCUGUGUACCUGCGAACGCUACGAUCCCCAUACGGAUCAAUGGACGCAACUAGCCAACAUGACUUUCUCUAGAGGUGGCGUUGGAGUCGCUUCAAUGGGUGGACUCGUCUAUGCAAUUGGUGGACAUGAUGGGCAGCGUUAUCUGAAUACUGUUGAGGCGUACGAUCCAGUAACGAAUGCCUGGACCCCAGUUACAGACAUCAAAGAUUGCCGGGCAGGUGCCGGUGUGGCAUGGGCAGAUUGCAGUAUCGACGACCUGUUGCGGCCAUUUCAACCAGACAGUGGUUAUGCGCCAUCUGGAGGUAACCAUUGUAUAUAA
Molecule: messenger RNA, 1506 nt
Organism: Haemonchus placei
Lineage: Eukaryota; Metazoa; Nematoda; Chromadorea; Rhabditida; Trichostrongylidae
Source: the annotation of a GenBank genome assembly